Molecule: messenger RNA, 3833 nt
Organism: Podospora bellae-mahoneyi
Lineage: Eukaryota; Fungi; Ascomycota; Sordariomycetes; Sordariales; Podosporaceae
Exons: 3
Coding region: 1624-3036 (470 amino acids)
Source: RefSeq, a predicted model, not a curated record
GUUCCCAUGCCACUUGGCUGCAGAGCUACGGCAAUAUGUCUCCUGGUGGCACGUCACGACCCUCGAAGCAGAGGAAGAUUGGUUCUCGAUCUUGCGAUGCUUGCAAGAUCCGGAAGGUCAAGUGUACAGAGACAGCCCCCUGCCAACGAUGUCUCACCGCCGGCCUCGACUGCACCUUCAACAAGACCCAGUCGACGAGAGGACCCCGAAAUCUGAGAACAAAGACCUUACAGCAGAUCCAAAAUGCCACACGAGCUCAGCAACCAGCCUCAGCACCUUCACAUAUCCCAGAGCCAAGUUCUUCGUCGAGCACCGCGGACCCUUCCAACAUUUCGGUCGAAUCACUCGUCGUUCGACUGUGCAUCUAUCGACUUCGCCUCUUUCCAGUCUGGCCGAUCGUGGCUGUGGAACAGGUCAUUGCAGCCCUACACCGCGAUUCCGAUGAUGUCGGAACCUACACCUUGGCAGUAGCCAUUGGUGCUGCAACCAUGGCCCAGUUGAAACUGUCCCGGUUUAAAGACCCAAACAUCACGGACAGCCUGUCUGCUAGCGCUCUCCACGAGGAGUGCCAAAGGAAACGGCGGACCCUUAACGCUGCCUCUGCCAGUCUGAACAGACUUCAGACAUCGUUCUUUUUGCACAUCUACCACGAGAACCAGAUUCCUGGCGGUGCCGAGUCUUUGUUGCACUUGCGCGAGGCCAUCACGGUGGCACAAAUCAUGGGAUUACACCGGCCCUCCUCAUACCUAGGACUACCCCCAUCCGAGGACCGCCUUCGACGCCGCAUUUUGUGGCUGCUGUUUGUUACAGAGAGAGGAGUGGCCAUGCUACACAGACUUCCAGUAGCAUUGACUUCCGCCGAGAAGUUCCCGCCACUGGACACCAUCAACGAACCCGACGACGGACCACACGUGUUGCCGGCAUUCAAGAAACUGGUCAACCUGUUUUGGAUCUUCGACCAGUCCAGAGCCUUUGACAUUCUUCAAGAUGCGGCAGACGACACGGACGGCUCCUCAUCACCCAACCGCGAAGCCCUCCGAGCCCUGCAACAGCGCUUACAAGAAGCACGACUCGAAACUGAAAAUGAUGCAAACGACAUCCAGAAAGCGGACAUUUCCAUCACAAGACAAUGGAUGCAAAUCCUCAUAUGGCGCGCCACUCAAGGCCACGCAUACUGGUCCUCCGACGACGCCUCGGCAAGCCUUGCUGGGCCCAUUCAGAUAGCCCAGCAGCUACUGGACGACAUAUCAAAGCUCCCCAACACGGCCCUGGAAGCCCACGGCCCAGGGAUAGAAUUCAAAGUUUACGAGAUUGCAAGUGCCGUGGCAGACUCCCUCAACUACUACACAGCCCCUCGACCAGGCGACAUUCUUCUCAGAUUACAAAGAUUCCUAGCCACCUGCCGCGGCGGAAACAUCAACCUGCUAGGCCUCCUAGCCGCGCGCAUCGCCCAAGGCCAAAUGUCCCUAUCCAUCCCACGGCAGUUGUUCGACCCAGCCCCGCCCUCGGUUGCUGUCGAAGAGAGAGCCACCGACGCCGACAGCGACGAACCACCACCCUCAUCCCCAUGGCUCUCCCUCGUUGCCGCGGCUGAACUCGAGCAGGAGCAGUCCUUGUCGUCUUAUGCUCAACAGGUCGGCCUGCUCGAUAAUCACGACUGGCUUCUUGCUCCAGAAAGCCCCAACAUCUAGCUGCGAGCACGUCAUUGAUACGGGGGAUGAGGUGAAUGAAGUCCAAAGCGGAGCAGGUCCGGGGCCGGGAUCGGCCUGUGGGGUUACCUUGCUCUACCGAGGCGGGGGUCGUUGUCCCUUCAGCUGUUACAAGUCUUGGCUAGACUCGAUCUGGGACUUUCUCCGAGAUAUUCUCCGCUUGGGGUUUGGGGGUAAGAAAGGAUGGUUUUUGUGGUCACGUCAACGCUGUCAGGGAAUUACUUUCUUUUUUUUUUUUUUGGGAGAGACGAAGCGAAACGACACAGUCAAGAUGGCUUGGGAAGAACCACGGAAGACGGGCAUGGUGUAUCGCCGUUUGGGCAACUCUGGAUUACACGUCUCUGCGCUUGGGUUGGGAGGAUGGCUCACGUUUGGGGGGCAGGUUGAGAAUGAGGGCACUGUUGCUUGCUUGAAGCAGGCGUAUGAUUUGGGUAUCAACUUUUUUGACACUGCGGAAAGCUACGCCGGAGGCCAAUCCGAAGUCGUCAUGGGCCAAGCGAUCAAGCAGCUCGGCUGGAAGCGCAACGACAUCGUCAUCAGCACCAAGCUCAACUGGGGCGGCCACAAUGGCGAGGUCCUCGUCAAUAACCACGGCCUGAGCCGCAAGCACAUUGUUGAAGGCCUCCGUGCCUCCCUCCAACGCCUCAACCUCGAAUACGUCGACAUUGUCUACGCCCAUCGCCCGGACCGUCUCACUCCCAUGGAGGAGGUCGUUCGUGCUUUCAACCACGUCAUCGAGAUCAAGGGGUGGGCGAUGUACUGGGGGACCAGCGAGUGGAGUGCUGACGAGAUCGCCGAAGCAUGCGGCAUCGCCAAGCAGCUCGGGCUUAUCGCGCCGAUUGUUGAACAGCCAUUCUACAACCUCCUGCACAGAAAGAAGGUCGAGGGCGAGUUCCAGAGGCUGUACAGCAGAUUCGGUCUUGGAUUGACGACGUUCAGUCCCUUGAAGUUUGGUCUGCUCAGUGGAAAGUACAACGAUUCGCCUGAUACGCCUCCACCGGGGAGCCGUUUUGCCAAGGGCGACGACAAGUUUGUCAAUUACAUGAGAGACAACUACGGUAACAAGAGCUGGCAGGAUGAUAUCGAAAAGGUGAAAAAGCUCAAGGUUAUCGCCGACAAGGUCGGCAUUCCCCAGUCAGAGUUGGCUCUGGCGUGGGUGUUGAAGAAUCCCAAUGUUUCGUCUGUUAUCACUGGCGCGUCAAGGCCGGAGCAGAUUGUUGAGAAUGUCAAGGCGUUGAAGAGUAUGGCUUUGUUGACGCCAGAGAUUAUGAAGGAGAUUGAUGAGGUGGUUGGGAGUGUUGAGUUGGAUCCAGCGAGACAGGACUAAAGAGAUGAAUAUGUGAAUGAUGACAAGAGAUGAACAACCCCUAUUUUGCCCCUGUCGCGACAUUGGGCUGAUCUCAGACUCGGAUUCUGAGCCCGAACUUUUACGGUGCCGCUUCUUCUGGUUUAGCUCAGCCACAUGGCUUGCUUCGGGAGCCAACAGGCACCGGAAGCGCAGCGAGCCUCCUUAUCUCAUCCCAGAUUUCAGCUUCGACCAGGCAUUUGAUGUCAGCAAAUAGGUCGAGUCUUGGCAGCUGAGCGCAAAGUGGGAGGAUUCGAUGCUCAUGCCUGACAGAUUGGGAGUUUGAUAAAGUAUCAAGUGCCCUUCUGCUGGCCAAAGGAUAUUUCCCCUAUCCAGUCUUUCUCUUACAUACCUAUUGUCUUACUGGAAAAACACGCACGGUCCAUGAGCGUAAAGACAUCCAUCACCCUCCACGACCAGUCGUAAACCAAACCACUGCCUAUCGAAGAAGACACUUUCAACGCUCCAAAACAACUCAAAAUGGCCCAACACUCCCUCUCAGCCAGCUUCACAGUCCCGCCAACCCACCAAAGCACCAACCACACCCUCGACCCAUUCGUAGUGUCACUCGCCGGUAUACCAUCAGAAAUGUUGGACGGAGGGUUCUAUGCCGAGGCAAAAAUUCUCGACAAUGACAACAAAAGUCGGGGGUAUGAGAUUGUUCAGCAUGUCCGAGAUUCAGGGGCAGUUACCGCGAACGAGGGGGAGACUGUUCACUUUGUGUUUCGGGGCUUGAAGGCUCCAGCAAGGGAAGGAAGGCAUGAAGUGCGGGUUGGCGU